Molecule: messenger RNA, 1137 nt
Organism: Strongyloides ratti
Lineage: Eukaryota; Metazoa; Nematoda; Chromadorea; Rhabditida; Strongyloididae
Product: Astacin-like metalloendopeptidase
Exons: 2
Coding region: 1-1137 (378 amino acids)
Biological process (GO): proteolysis
Molecular function (GO): zinc ion binding; metalloendopeptidase activity
Source: RefSeq, a predicted model, not a curated record
AUGCUUAAUAAUAUUUUAAUUUUAUCUACUAUUUUAAUACAUUACUUAUCAUUAAGUAAUGCUAUUUUUACUAAUGAUGAUAAUAUAAUAAGAUCUAGAAGAACAUCCAAUAAAACUAAUAUUUUAUAUCCAAAAGUUAUACCUUAUAGAAUUAAUGUUGGUUUUGAAUCUAAAACAAUCCGAAAUGUUUUUAGUUAUCUUCAAAAACAAACAUGUCUUAAAUUUGUUGAAAAAAAUGCAGAUUCAUUAUCAUUAAUCUUUAAAUUAGGACAAGAAGAUCGUGUAAGUAAUAUUGGAGCAAAUCCAAAUGCACCUACAACUAUUCAAAUGAAAUAUAAUUGUACACAAAAUGAAGGUUGUGUUAAACAUUUAUUAGGACUUGCUUUAGGAUUAUAUCUUGAAAUUACUCGUCAUGACAGAGAUAAUUAUAUUGAAGUUUUUUGGGGAAAUAUUACAGAAAGUGAAAAACAUUGGAUUAAAAAAGUUGAAUGGAAAGAUUCAUGGGUUCGUAAUACUGGAUUUGAUUAUGGUUCAAUUAUGGCAUCACCAAUAAAAUGGAAAAGUAAAAAUGGUAAAGCUAUUUUUAAAUCAAAAUUGUCAAAAUAUUAUGACUUUAUGGUUGGACAAAGAUAUGAAUAUGCUUUUAAUGAUAUUAAACAUAUUAAUGAUCUUUAUUGUGGAAAUACAUGUAAACGUAAAGUAAAAGGUUGUACAAAUGGUGGUUAUCCAGAUCCUAAAAAAUGUAAACAUUGUAGAUGUCCAGAGGGUUUUGCAGGAAAACAAUGUACAACUAUUAGAAGAAAUAAACCUAUUUGUGGUAAAAGAAUGCUUAGAGCAACAAGAGAAAUGCGUGAACUUAUAAUAGAAGGAAUUAAAGAUUGUUUCUUUUAUAUAAAAUCAGAUAGACAUAAAAAAAUUAGAAUUAUUGUAGCUGAAAUAAAUACACCAGUACAAAGACCAUGUUUUAAAAAUAUGGGUCUAGAAAUUAAAUAUCGUCAUAAUAAGGGUGCUACUGGACUUUGUUUAUGUGGUCAUUAUAGAAAAUAUUCUCUUAAUCCUUUCAAUAGUAGAGUUUUAGUUCAUUAUACAGGUCAAACAGAAAAUGAUAAAUUACAUUUAAAAUAUAUUGUAUCAUAG